This is a messenger RNA of Hydra vulgaris (swiftwater hydra), 2472 nucleotides long. RefSeq names its product chondroitin proteoglycan 2. NCBI's taxonomy places the organism in Eukaryota, Metazoa, Cnidaria, Hydrozoa, Anthoathecata, Hydridae. Gene Ontology annotation, molecular function: chitin binding. The record is from RefSeq and is a predicted model, not a curated record. Gene Ontology annotation, cellular component: extracellular region.
AACAAUUCAAUUUUAAAGAAAUGUUAACUUUCUUACUGGCUAUAUUUUGUUUAACACAUUUAGUUGAAGGUACAGAAAAUAAAGAUUCUAGUUUACAAUCAAAUGUCACAGGAUGUCAUGGCAACAAAAAAGUUAAGCAUCCUAGUGAUUGCAAAAAGUAUUUUUAUUGUAAAGGAAUUGGAAAAGGUAUACAAAGAGAAUGUGCUGACAACGAAAAUUUUGAUCCAGACUUUGAGAUGUGCGUAUGGAACCAAAUUUACAAAUGUGAAGAUAAAAACAUUUGCAACAAUUUGAAAGAUGGAACUUAUUUAAAUCCUGAAAAAUGCGGUAGCUUUGUUAAAUGUAUUGGAGGAGUGGCUUACAAUCAAGCAUGUCCAAAAGGUUUAUGGUACAAUGCUAUAAAAGAAAGUUGUGAUGACCCUUCCAAUGUUGACUGUAAAGCAUAUAAAAGAUCCCUGACAACAUCUUUUGCAAAUCCUCGUGAUAAAAACCAAAUAAGUCUUGAUUAUUGUAAAGAUAAAAUAAAUGGAAAUUAUCCGGAUCCGCACACAUGUCACAGCUAUAUUACUUGCUCUGAAGGAUUGAUAUUCGAAAAUAAAUGCCCGACAGGGUUGCUAUUUGAUCAAAAAAUAAAGAUUUGUAUUUGGUCCAAGAAUGUAAAAUGUGAAGGAAAAGUAACUACGUCAAUUAAUCCAUGUGUCAAUAAACCAAAAGGAACAUACCCUGACUAUCGUUAUUGUGACAGCUAUAUAAUAUGUUAUCCAGAAGGAGUUUAUUAUAUGAGAUGUCCUCCAUUAUUAUGGUUUAAUCCUGAAACAAAAAAAUGUGAUAGUCCUAAAAACAUCAAUUGUAAAGCAUCUAAGCGUGGGUUGCCCCCAGUUGAUGCCAUGUCUUCAUUAAAAUGCAAUGGGAGAAUAGGGUCUUUUCCUGAACCUGGAAGUUGCUCAAAGUAUAUCGUAUGUCAGAUCAAUAAAGAGGAAGCCACUAAAAGGUGUCCACCUGGUCUUCAUUAUCACCCAAAGUACAUGGUCUGUGUACAUAGUCACAUGUAUCCAUGUAUAAAUGGUACUUCUAGAUUAAGCAUUUGUGAAGGUAAGCACAAUGGAACAUUUCCCAAUCCAGAAGCAUGCAACAGCUACAUAGUUUGUCGGGGAGGUUUGAAGUAUCAAAUAGAAUGUCCAAAACCUCUUUGGUUUAAUAAAGAUAAAAAGCAAUGUGAUUUUCCAGAAAAUGUUAAAUGUGAAGCAAUAAGAACAGGUGCUUCUAAUGACACAAAAACUGAUAUCAAAGAUUCACAAGAAAUUGUUAAUGGCUUCAAAGACAUAACCUUUACUGAAACUACACCACUGACUAAAACAAACUAUUAUGUCAAAACCUCUAAAAAAUUUUCAACUCAAAUUUUGGAAGUUACACCCACUGUUUCGCAAACUUUUUGUAGCGGUAAAGCACCAGGAAAUUAUGCGCAUCCUGAAAGAUGUGAUGGGUUUGUAACAUGUACUGGCAUUUCUUAUGUAGUGCAAAGCUGCCCUAGUGGAUUAUGGUUUAAUGAAACGCAAAAUGUUUGCGAUUAUCCAAUCAACGUCCAUUGCAUUUCAUGGUUAUCAAAAAUAUCAACAACUUCAAUAACUGAAACUUUACCAAUUUUGCCUUCAAACAUAUGUGUUGGAAAAAAACUGGGCAACUAUGCUCAUCCUAACAGUUGUAGUGUAUUUAUCACAUGCACUGGUGUUCUCAGUCAAAUGCAAAGUUGUCCUCGUGGUUUAUGGUUCAAUGAACAACAAAAUAUUUGUGAUUACCCAAAAAAUGUCAACUGUAUACUUUCAACUCCAUCAUUCAGCUGUUUUGGAAAGAUACCUGGUAGUUACCCCGCAGAAAAAUGCAACGAAUAUUACAUAUGUGCUGGGGAUGAAUUGCCAUUAAAGAAACAAUGUCCUUUACACACAAAUUUUUUCCCGAAAUCAGGGAUGUGUGUGUUAUCUUAUUCUUACUCUUGCGAAGAUCCGACAUUUUGCGCUAACCAAAUAAACGGUAUGUUUGCGAACCCAUUUAACUGCUAUGGCUAUUAUGAAUGCAUCAAUGGUCGUACUAUACCAAGAAAUUGCGACUAUGGUUUGCGUUUUAACGGUGUCUCUUGUGUGGAUGCAUCUCUUUAUGUUUGUCAAUAAACUUUGUCAAUACACCGUCAGAUAAACCUAGGUAAAAAAAAUACUUUAAGUAAAAUAAUUAUGUAGUUUUAUAUUUAUAAAUCAUAGUUUUUGAUAUUUAACAAUUUUUGUAACUUUUAUCAUAUUUUUAAAUAAAAACACAGAUAUAUGUAUAUAUACUUUUGAAAAGAUGCACAUGUAUAAACGCAUUAAUGUUUAUACAAAAGUUUAUGCACUUAUAAACCUAUGCUAUAAUUAAAUAACGCUCUUUACGCUGUUGUUUAGAUUAUAUUAUUAAUGUAAUAUGUUAUUUGUUCACUAAGCAGCA